This is a messenger RNA of Varroa destructor (honeybee mite), 3007 nucleotides long. It is a transcript of the gene ABCB7, whose product is annotated as ATP binding cassette subfamily B member 7. Gene Ontology annotation, molecular function: ABC-type transporter activity; ATP binding; ATP hydrolysis activity. The record is from RefSeq and is a predicted model, not a curated record. Gene Ontology annotation, biological process: intracellular iron ion homeostasis; transmembrane transport. NCBI's taxonomy places the organism in Eukaryota, Metazoa, Arthropoda, Arachnida, Mesostigmata, Varroidae. Gene Ontology annotation, cellular component: mitochondrial inner membrane.
UCCAGUAUUUACCAAAGCACCGCUUGCCCGCUAUUGGUCACGCUUUUUGUGGUGGUAGUGAUUCAAAUUUGGCCGCGCUUCGCCGCAGCAAUGCAAAACAAAAAUGUCCGUGUGCUUAGGAGCUGCGCUACGGGGCGCAGGGACCCUGCGGGCUUGGUGUGUUUUACGGCCUUGUCGGGGACCCCCAUUAGUUCAAUUAGUGCCUAAGAGACACACUACCUCCUUACAACCAUCGAGGUUCAGUGCGGAUAAUUUCGUCGUGCGCAAAAAGCUGCGUGUGCUUCCCAAGGCUCCGCACAAGAUUUUAACACGCACCGUCCAACUAAGUCGUGUAUCGAAACAUGACCACGACCAUAACUCUUCGCUUAUCACACCAAAGAUUGAUGUCGACAGGGACAAAAUAACAGGAUGGAAAAUUGUGCGCGAGAUGUUCAAGUACAUUUGGCCUAAGGACAAGCCACACAUCCGACGAACAGUCUUGUCGGCGUUGGGUAUCCUGGUAGCCGCAAAACUGAUGAACGUGUCGGUUCCAUUCAUUUUCAAAUACCUCGUCGACAGUUUAAACGAAUACACGGGAAGCAAGCUUCACUUUGGUGAUGUUCCUUCGGCUAUCGCCUCCACUGCCUUCGCUCUUGUACUUGCUUUUGGCCUGGUUCGAGCCGGAUCGUCUGGCCUCAACGAGUUGCGUAAUGCUGUAUUUGCUUCAGUAGCACAACACUCUAUCCGCUCAAUGGGUAGAGGUCUAUUUAGCCAUCUUCACAAUCUUGACUUGGGAUUUCAUCUCCAGCGUCAGACUGGCGCCCUCUCAAAGGCGAUGGAUCGCGGCACUCGAGGAAUUAAUUUCGUCCUUACAGCUUUAGUUUUUAAUGUAGUGCCGACAAUAGUUGAGGUCGCACUUGUUAGCACGAUCCUCUGGUACAAAUGUGGAGGUCAGUUCGCGAUGGUCACCUUAGGAUGCAUUAGUUCUUAUACGGCAUUCACCCUGGCAGUUACGCAAUGGCGAACUCAGUUUCGUGUUGACAUGAACAAGGCCGACAACCGUGCAGGUUCUCGAGCUAUCGACUCGCUGAUGAACUAUGAGACGGUUAAGUACUUUAAUAAUGAAAAGUAUGAAGUUCAGCAGUACGACGCCAUUUUGGGUGACUACGAAAAGGCCUCUCUAAAAACAACAACCUCGUUGGCAGCACUUAAUUUUGGUCAAAACGCUAUCUUUAGCGCAUCACUGGCGACCAUUAUGUAUCUCGCCUGUAACGAAAUUAUUGGCGAACACCUAACUGUGGGUGACCUCGUCAUGGUAAACGGCCUCCUUUUCCAGCUGUCCUUGCCGUUGAACUUUCUUGGGUCCGUAUACCGCGAAGUCCGUCAGGCGUUAAUCGACAUGCGAACUAUGUUUGCGUUAUCACAAAUGGAAACUAUGAUCAGCAGUGUACAGAAUGGCCCUAUACUCAUUGUCACUAAGGAGAAGGCAAACAUCGAAUUCGAGAACGUCACGUUUGGCUAUAUUCCUGGCCAGAAAAUACUCGAUGGUGUAUCGUUCAGUAUUGCAACAGGGAAGAAAGUCGCCUUAGUAGGGGGUAGUGGUAGCGGGAAAUCAACAACAGUGAGAUUGCUUUACCGCUUCUUUGAUCCUAUCAGCGGCCGCAUUCUGAUCAACGGUCAAGAUAUAAGAAAGGUCAACCUGGACAGCUUGAGGCAAAAUAUUGCCGUUGUUCCACAAGAAGCCGUACUCUUUCAUGACACAAUCCGAUUCAAUCUCAAUUACGGUGAUUUAACUAAAAGCUCUGCAGACGUGGAAAGCGCUGCAAAGAUGGCAGAGAUUCACGAUUCUAUCCAAGGCUGGGCUAAAGGAUACGACACUCAGGUUGGUGAACGCGGUCUCAAACUUUCUGGAGGCGAAAAGCAGCGAGUCGCUAUCGCGCGAGCGAUUCUGAAAAACGCACCCAUUCUUAUCUUCGAUGAAGCUACAAGUUCUCUUGACUCCAUCACUGAACACAAAAUCAUGAUGGCCCUCGGGAGAGCUGCGUCAGGCAAAACGACGUUGUGCAUAGCUCACAGAUUAUCAACAAUUGUUGACGCUGACCAAAUCUUUGUCCUGCGCAACGGUUAUAUCAUCGAAUCGGGAAAUCAUAAGAGCCUUCUGGCGCAACCAUCCUCUUUCUAUGCGCACCUCUGGAAUCAGCAACAUAACGCGGCACUGAUUAGUGACAGGGUGAAAUGAAUCCCCGAGUUAAUUCAAUCGCUGUUCAAUCACCUAUUUUUCGGUACAACAAAUUUUUGUUCGUUCAUAAGAAGGACCUGAGAGAAUACAUAGGUGGAAAAGAUGACCAUUAAUUAUUGCAAGUGAGUAGGAGUAUAAGACAGAUCUCGGGAAUUUGGAAUGAGAUGUAAAAUUUACCCGCCGAAUGUGACUGCACAAACUGUUGUGGACUGUAUAGCGCAAAUUAUUCAAAACGAUGAAAACGUUAGGCACUAGGACGUUAUAAAGCGAACGUGAAUUAUUUAUUGGCGUCGUAUAUACCACACAGAAAUUUGUUUUAUGCAAAAUUCCACUGUUACUUAGUUGUUAGGUGUUGUAACCAAGUGCGUGUAUACGGAUAUACUAGUGUUUGGAGCCGUAUGUUUCGCGGAAUGCGGAAAUAAAAAAUUUGACAAUUUAAUUCGUAAGUUCGUGUUAUUCUUCCAACCACAUAUAUCGUAAAAAUGAACAGAAAAAGUGAAACGGCACCAACAUGACGGGGAAAUUUAAAUGUGGAAAGUAAUCUGAUCACAAGAGGCGAUUGAAUUAAGCCAUAUAAAUGUGCCCUGUUCACGUUUGCAGAAAUAUCACUCGUAUCUAAGAUGUUGUACCUCGACGUACCUGUGUUAAGUAUAUAGCAGACUUAUCUAAAGACGUGUUAUAGUUAAAUCAUGGGUUUGCUGUUCGUAGAUUUUGAGAUAACUAAGGAAUUGUGUAUACCCUAGGAAGGCUUGCUUUUAAUUAUUAGGUUUUGACACUUAAACUUCGAUG